ACGCACAUCCAUCAAUUUGGGGAUUAAUUAAUCGAUCAUCAUCUCAACUAUUCCUGCCUCCCACCCUACCAUGGCCCACCGGACGGAGAAUAACGCAUGGAUGUCUGUUCCUCAAUUUGGAGGGUGGGAUCAGAAAGGUCCAGGAGCCACGGAUUAUUCAAUGGUUUUCUCGCGGGCUCGGGCCAACAGGAAGCAACAGAAGACUGAUAUUAGGCGUAGCCUUGGAAAUGAGCAGGAAUUCGUUGCUGCUGCUUCAUUACCUCAGCCGCAAUACCAGGAAGAUUCUGUUACGAAGAAAAACAAGAUCUUGACCUAUAUUAAUUGCUGCAUCAGGCCUUGAUCCACCUGCCAGUCUUUUCGCCGUGUAAAGCGUAAACAGCUAGACAUCUGGCCUGUAGAUUUACUGAUAAGGCGUUCUUCGGUUCAGGAAUUAAGCAGAAGGUUUUAAGCUUUAAGCUUGGUCUGCCAUGUAAAUAUCCUUCCUAAUACCUACAACUUUCUCCAUCAUACGUGAUUCUAACCUCUGAUUAUCAGAGCAAUGGCACGAUAAUUAUAUCAACUGACAUCCAAAGUUGCCUAUACAUAUGUUACAUGAGCUGUUUUCUUAUGGUCUCAUCAAUUUUCUUCACUCAAACACGAGAAACUAAUUUCAAUCUAA
This is a messenger RNA of Theobroma cacao (cacao), 658 nucleotides long. RefSeq names its product RPM1-interacting protein 4 (RIN4) family protein. The record is from RefSeq and is a predicted model, not a curated record. Lineage: Eukaryota; Viridiplantae; Streptophyta; Magnoliopsida; Malvales; Malvaceae.